AUGGACGAGGCAGACAGGAUUGUGGACAAACUUAGGGCGCAAUGUGUGGCCAGAGGAGCCUCAGGCAUCCAGGGCUUGGCCAGGUUCUUCCGCCGCCUAGACCGGGACAGGAGCAGGUCCCUGGACGUAGGGGAGUUCCAGCGGGGCCUGGCUGAACUGGGGCUGCCACUGGGUGAGGCCGAGGCGCAGGCCGUGUGCCGGCGCUGGGACCGUGAUGGCAGCGGGACUCUAGACUUGGACGAGUUCCUGAGAGCGCUGCGGCCCCCCAUGUCCCAGGCCCGCGAGGCGGUCAUUGCAGCCGCCUUUGCCAAGCUGGACCGCAGUGGGGAUGGCGUGGUGACCGUGGAGGACCUGCGCGGGGUAUACAGCGGCCGCGCCCACCCCAAAGUUCGGAGUGGGGAGUGGACAGAGGAUGAUGCGCUGCGUGGCUUCCUGGACAACUUCGACUCUGAGGACCAGGAUGGGCAGGUCACACUGGCUGAGUUCCAGGACUACUAUAGUGGCCUCAGCGCCUCCGUGGACACAGACGAGGAGUUUGUGGCCAUAGUGACCAGUGCCUGGCAGCUGUGA
Messenger RNA from Elephantulus edwardii (Cape elephant shrew), 570 nucleotides. It is a transcript of the gene CAPS, whose product is annotated as calcyphosine. Gene Ontology annotation, cellular component: vesicle. The transcript is spliced from 4 exons. The coding region runs from base 1 to 570 and encodes 189 amino acids. NCBI's taxonomy places the organism in Eukaryota, Metazoa, Chordata, Mammalia, Macroscelidea, Macroscelididae. The record is from RefSeq and is a predicted model, not a curated record. Gene Ontology annotation, molecular function: calcium ion binding.